Molecule: messenger RNA, 6830 nt
Organism: Equus caballus (horse)
Lineage: Eukaryota; Metazoa; Chordata; Mammalia; Perissodactyla; Equidae
Source: RefSeq, a predicted model, not a curated record
CCGAGGGGCCCCGGGCGGCGGCGCGCAGGGCCGGGGCGGCCGGCGGCGGCCCCGGGGCUGGGGGGAGUCCAGCCCGGAUAUUGAGUGCAGCCAUUGAGAAAAGCCAAACUCUUGUGUGUGUGCGUCUGGAAUAGCCCCCAAGAUGGCCGCCAAUGUGGGAUCGAUGUUUCAAUAUUGGAAGCGAUUUGAUCUACGGCGACUCCAGAAGGAGCUUAAUUCCGUCGCUUCCGAGCUGUCUGCACGGCAGGAGGAGAGUGAACAUUCUCAUAAACAUUUAAUUGAACUCCGCCGGGAAUUUAAGAAAAAUGUACCUGAGGAAAUCAGAGAGAUGGUGGCUCCUGUGUUAAAAAGCUUCCAAGCUGAGGUGGUGGCUCUUAGCAAGAGAAGCCAGGAGGCCGAGGCCGCUUUCCUGAGUGUUUACAAGCAGUUAAUUGAAGCACCAGACCCUGUGCCUGUGUUUGAGGGGACGCGCAGCCUAGACGACAGACUGCAGCCCCCCAGCUUCGACCCCAGCGGGCAGCCGCGGCGAGACCUCCACGCUUCGUGGAAGAGGCACCCCGAGCUCCUCGGCCCCAAAGAGCAGAGAGAGGGGACGUCUCCGGCCGGGCCCACGCUGACCGAGGGGAGCCGCCUCCCGGGCAUUCCCAGCAAGGCCCUCCUGACAGAAACUUUGCUGCAGAGAAAUGAGGCGGAGAAGCAAAAGGGCCUUCAAGAAGUCCAGAUCACUCUGGCAGCCAGACUGGGGGAGGCGGAGGAGAAGAUCAAGGUCCUGCAUUCAGCGUUAAAGGCAACGCAGGCUGAGCUGCUGGAGCUGCGGCGGAAAUACGAUGAGGAGGCCGCAUCCAAGGCCGAUGAAGUCGGGCUGAUCAUGACCAACCUGGAGAAAGCCAAUCAGCGAGCUGAGGCUGCCCAGCGCGAGGUGGAAAGUCUUCGGGAGCAGCUCGCCUCCGUCAACAGCUCGAUCCGGCUGGCCUGCUGCUCCCCGCAGGGACCCGGUGGGGACAAGGUGAACUUUGCACUGUGCUCGGGCCCUCGGCUUGAGGCUGCCCUGGCCUCCAAGGACCGGGAGAUCCUGCGGCUGCUGAAGGACGUGCAGCACCUGCAGAACUCGCUGCAGGAGCUGGAGGAGGCCUCCGCCAACCAGAUCGCCGACCUGGAGCGGCAGCUCACCGCCAAGUCCGAGGCCAUCGAGAAGCUGGAGGAGAAGCUCCAGGCACAGUCCGACUAUGAGGAAAUUAAAACAGAGCUGAGCAUCCUGAAAGCCAUGAAGCUGGCCUCCAGCACCUGCAGCCUCCCCCAGCCCGGCUUCUUGUCUCCGCAGGGCAUGGCCAAGCCUGAAGACUCCCUGCUCCUGGCCAAGGAGGCCUUCUUCCCUGCGCAGAAAUUCCUUCUGGAAAAGCCUGGCCUUUUGGCGAGCCCUGAGGAGGACCCUUCGGAGGACGAUUCCCUCAAGGACUCGCUGGGCAUGGAACAGUCCUACCCAUCGCCUGCACAGCUCCCGCCACCGCCAGGGCCCGAAGACCCCCUGUCCCCAGGCCCCGGGCAGCCCCUGCUGGGCCCCGGCCUGGGCCCCGAUGGCCCUCGGACUUUCUCGCUGUCCCCCUUCCCCGGCCUGGCCUCGGGGGAGAGACUGGCAGGGGACGUGCUGCCGUCCAAGCCCAUGAUGGCCCCGGCCACCUUCAAGGGGGAGGCAGGCGGCCUGCUGGUGUUUCCGCCAGCCUUCUAUGGCUCCAAGCCCCCCACGGCCCCUGCCACCCCCGCCCCUGGCCCCGAGCCGUCCGGGGGCCCCGAGCCGGCGGACGGAGCAGGGGGUGGUGGGGCCGGGCCGGGGGCCGGGCCGGAGGAGGAGCAGCUGGACACGGCGGAGAUCGCCUUCCAGGUGAAGGAGCAGCUGCUCAAGCACAACAUCGGGCAGCGGGUGUUCGGCCACUACGUGCUGGGGCUGUCGCAGGGCUCCGUCAGCGAGAUCCUGGCCCGGCCCAAGCCGUGGCGCAAGCUCACGGUGAAGGGCAAGGAGCCCUUCAUCAAGAUGAAGCAGUUCCUGUCGGACGAGCAGAACGUGCUGGCUCUGAGGACCAUCCAGGUGCGGCAGCGAGGCAGUAUCACUCCGAGAAUCCGCACGCCUGAGACAGGCUCGGAUGACGCCAUCAAGAGCAUCCUGGAGCAGGCCAAGAAGGAGAUCGAGUCUCAGAAGGGGGGUGAGCCCAAGAACUCCACAGCCCCAUUGAGCAUCACCAACGGCACAGCCCCUGCCAGCACCUCGGAAGAUGCCAUCAAGAACAUCCUGGAGCAAGCGCGCCGCGAGAUGCAGGCGCAGCAGCAGGCCCUGCUGGAGAUGGAGGCGGGCCCCCGGGGCCGCUCAGUGCCUCCCUCGCCCCCAGAGCGGCCCUCACUGGUUGCCGUGAGCCAGAACGGAACCCCGGCCUACGUCAAGCAGGAGGACGGUGGCGGCGGUGGCGGUGGCGGGGGGACCAGCAGCAGCGCCACGCAGACGCCCCUCACGGUCCUGUCCCCCGCCGCCUUCGUGCAGAGCAUCAUCCGCAAGGUCAAGUCGGAGAUCGGGGACGCCGGCUACUUCGACCACCACUGGGCCUCGGACCGCGGCCUCCUCGGCCGCCCCUUCGCUUCUGUGUCGCCGUCGCUGUCCUCCUCCUCGUCCGGCUGCUCCGGCCAGCCCAAUGGGCGCGCCUGGCCCCGAGCGGACGAGGACGACGGGCCGGGCGGCGAGGACGAGGCCCCGCGCUCAGCCGAGCUCAAGGCGGAGGGCGGCGGGCCCGAGGCGGGUGGGGGCCGGCCGGCCUGCUACCCGGCCUUCGCGCCACGCAGCCUGAAGCCCACGGUGCCUCCGCUGACCCCCGAGCAGUACGAGCUCUACAUGUACCGCGAGGUGGACACCCUGGAGCUGACGCGCCAGGUCAAGGAGAAGCUGGCCAAGAACGGCAUCUGCCAGCGCAUCUUCGGGGAGAAGGUGCUGGGCCUGUCGCAGGGCAGCGUCAGCGACAUGCUGUCGCGGCCAAAGCCGUGGAGCAAGCUGACGCAGAAGGGCCGGGAGCCCUUCAUCCGCAUGCAACUGUGGCUCUCUGACCAGCUCGGCCAGACUGGCGGCCAGCCGCCCCGCGCCUCCCAGGCCAGUCCCACAGAACCGAGGUCCUCACCGUCCCCACCCCCUAGCCCCGCGGAGCCCGAGAAGAGUUCCCAGGAGCCCUUGAGCCUGUCGCUGGAGAGCAGCAAGGAGAACCAGCAGCCAGAGGGCCGCUCCGGCUCCUCGCUGGGUGGCAAGAUGUCCUCGGGCAGCCAGGCCUCAGGGGGCAUCCAGGAGAUUGUGGCCAUGUCCCCCGAGCUGGACACGUACUCCAUCACCAAGAGGGUCAAAGAGGUCCUCACAGACAACAACUUAGGACAGCGGCUGUUUGGGGAGAGCAUCCUGGGUCUGACGCAGGGCUCCGUGUCCGACCUGCUGUCCCGGCCCAAACCCUGGCACAAGCUGAGCCUGAAGGGGCGGGAGCCCUUUGUGCGAAUGCAGCUGUGGCUCAGUGACCCCCAUAACGUGGAGAAGCUGAGGGACAUGAAGAAACUGGAGAAGAAAGCCUACCUGAAGCGCAGGUACGGCCUCAUCAGCACCGGCUCCGACAGCGAGUCCCCGGCCGGCCGCUCGGAGUGCCCCAGCCCCUGCCUGCAGCCCCCGGAGCUGGGCCUCCUGCAGAUCAAGAAGCCACGGGUGGUGCUGGCACCCGAGGAGAAGGAGGCGCUGCGCCAGGCCUACCAGCUGGAGCCCUACCCCUCCCAGCAGACCAUCGAGCUGCUCUCCUUCCAGCUCAACCUCAAGACCAACACCGUCAUCAACUGGUUCCACAACCACAGGUCCCGGAUGCGCCGGGAGAUGUUGGUGGAGGGGACCCAAGACGAACCAGACCUCGAACCCAGUGGGGGUCCUGGCGUCCUCCCACCAGGCCACUCCCACCGAGACCCCACCCUGCAGAGCCCCAACUCCGAGGCUGAGGACCAGAAGCCGGCCGUGAAGGAGCUGGAGCUUCAGGAGGGCCCCGCGGAGAGCGCCACCCCCCCAACGGCCCAGGACAAGGCCCAAGUGAGGAUUAAGCAGGAGCAGACGGAGGAGCAGACAGAGGAGGAGAGGGGGGCGGGCGGUCAGCUCCGGGACUCGGGGGAGCCCGACGAAGGCCACGGUUCCCCCAGAGAGGCACACCCCGACCCUCCGGGUAAUGACAGACUCCCCAGAGUGGCCCCAGGGCUCCUUUUUCCAGGCGGGACCACCCCAGACUGCCCCUCACUACAGCCCCCCCGAGAGAGUGAAGGUGGGGAGCGGCUACACCCGGACCCUCUGAGUUUUAAGUCAGCCUCGGAGUCCUCGCGCUGCAGCCUGGAGGCGUCACUGAACUCGCCCUCGGCCGCCUCCUCGCCGGGCCUCAUGAUGUCUGUGUCACCGGUGCCCUCCUCCUCUGCCCCCAUCUCCCCAUCCUCACCCAGUGCACCCCCUUCCAAAGUGCCGAGUGCCAGCAGCCCCACUGCCGACACGGCCGGGGCCUUGCCCCCGGGCACCAAGGCGAACCCCAACUUGCAGCGGCGGCACGAGAAGAUGGCCAACCUGAACAGCAUCAUCUACCGGCUCGAGAGGGCUGCCAAUCGCGAGGAGGCCCUGGAGUGGGAGUUCUGAAGGCGGGGGCGAGGGCCGCACCGGGCAGCCGCCUCCCCUCUCCCCGACAGGGUGGGGUGAGGGAGGGAGGAACCCAGCCCUCCCAGUGUGGACAGCAGUGUUAUGCCGUUUACGUUUUUUGUUGUAACCCUAGUUGGAGGAAGUCAUGUGAGCGGGCGGGGCGGGUGCCACUGCCUCCUCUUUUCGGCACCCCCUGCCCCAGGGGGCACCCUCCUCCCCACCCCGGCCUCUCGGUGGGAGGCAGAAGCGAAGCGGCGUCACAUUUUCCCCUGGAGACUCCAAACUCUUUUAGAAAAAUAAAUAAAUAUUUAUAGACCUCUUUUAGCUAUUUUAAUAAAGGAUCCUUUGGAAUUUAUCCCCAGCUGAUGCUGUUUUGAUAUUGCAGAGAGUUAUAAAUCCGGACGCUGUCACAAGUGUCGUGAAGGAUACACUGACGUUGUGUCAUUUUUGCCACUAGAUGAGAUUAAAAGAAGACAAUUGUUCAAAGCCAUCACAAAACACGAUAAGACUGACCAAAAUUUAGAUAACCUUGGAACCGCGGUUUUUUCCACAUCUGUCUGUGAGACACAGCGCAUCGCUACUGCCCUUCCAGAAACCGUGCUGGAAAGAGAAAAGUCCGCAAGACUCUAAACGAAAGCCUCGAUGCCGCUGAGGACGUGUGUCGCUCCGGUGGUCCGCUUUGCAACCUCGAUAAAGCAGAGUGUCCCGGGCUGUUGUGGCCGGUGGAGAGCUGCGGGCUGUGGCCGACCGUCCCACCGAGCAUGGUCCACCCCCUCCAGUCAGAAACCUGUGGCCUUCGCUGCGUCCAUCGGUGGACAGGAUGUGUCUGCGGAUCCUUUGCAAAGCCAGGCACGGGGGCGUGCGACUGGAGGGGGGGCUUGAGCCAGAGGGACCCCAUUCCGCAGCCUGAAUCGGGGCCACAGCGCAGGAGGUUUCCCCACCAGCUCUCCAGAGCAAGGCUGUGGCCACCAUCUUCCCGCCGUGCAUUUUAAGAAACUCCCAGCGUUGGUCAUCCCACAAGCGCCCAGCACCACAAAGUAGAUGCGUCCAACUGACACACCAUCUUCCCUUCGCCCAACUCUCUCUCAUGUUGGUCCCGCUGCUCUUUCUGGAAGGCGUCUGCGGCACCACACUUGCGCAGAACAAAGCGUCGAGGUUGAGCUCGCCACAGCAUGACCACCAUACCCCAGCCUCCCAGGCCCCCAGCCUGCCUUCCCUUGCGUGACCUUCUGGGGAGCAGGGACUCUACCCCCCAACUCUGAGAAGCCUUCCUCUGGCGUCUUCAUCAUCUUGGCUUCCAGGGGGAGAGUUCCUGGUCUGGAUGGAACGGCCACCAUAUUGGUUGUUGGAUCUCUCUCUCUCCUGUUUUCCUUUUUCAAACUCUCCAUGGGAAGGCGGAAUUGGGCGACUCCCCAGCUGAGUCCGGAACGACGAGGAGAAGGUGGCCUCAAUCGGUGCCGAUCCAGUGCCAGGGGAGAGACGGCUGCCGGGGGCUUCGAGGAUGCAAGGAGCAUUUUGAAGCCAGGCUGGCAGCCCGGUGACCAGAAGGGGACAGCUGACAGCCGUUCCAGAAUCUCCGCUCUCGUGCACCCAGCCCAGACUGCAGGCUCCACGCCAGUCACCGAAGGACGCAAAUCCUGCAGGAAAAUCUCCUUUUCUGUACACCCAGGCUAUGCAUUGAAGAGUUUUCCACUGUAGACAUUUUUACCCAGAUGAAGGUAUUUUUAUACGUUGACAAUAGGAAACAGUGACCAAUUUUCAGAGUCAUCAAAUCUGGAACAAACCAAACAUCCCGUUUUAGCCACCACCGCCCUCUGGCGACAAAGACCACCGUGGGGGAACACACCGCUUUUUACUGAGACCCACCCACGGGCUCCCGGCGUCCACGCGGCCUGCGACUCCCAGACACUAAAUCCGGCUUUAGGGAGCGGGAUUGGAUGAGCGCUUAGUAUGGUCUUCUGAGCACGGACAUCCCGUCGCACCGAAAGCUGGCGGACCCGUGAACAGCUUUGUCAGGUUCACGUCCUCGGACGGUCGAAACAAAACAGAAACCCACAAAACCGUUUCUAUGAGAGAUUCAUGAACUUUGUUUAAAAUUUUAAAGAAAAAAGAACACGUUCUGUCAACGCGUCGCUCAAUACAGAAUUGUAUAAUAAUG